UUAAAUUGAAAUCAGUCAGCAAUUUGCUCCGAUUCGGGGUAGUGUAUUUUAUUGUGUUUAAUUUCUUUUACUUUUGCUGACCGGUUGGUGUUUUUUCUGAAAAUGAAAGUCGUCGGCUUCAUCGAGACGUUCGUCUUUCUUUUGAGCUUAAGCGCAUGUCUCAAAUUGAGUUUCGCUGUAAGUACACCAUGUGCACUUCGUCCUUCCCCAUAUGGAUCGGUAUGUGUUUGCAAUGUCACCUACUGCGAUUAUCUGGAUCCAAUGAGUCCUGUAGGUGUUGAUGGUUUCGUUCUAACCUCGUCAAGCAAAAUGGGUUUACGGUUUUCAUCAAAAUUGGGUCAGUAUUCUGACAAAACGGUAGUGGUAAAAGACUAUGCAGAGCAGAAUGAGAUUAUACAAGAACCCAUGGUAGUAUUGCUCAACAGAGGAAAUAGAAUAGAAAAAUUGGAAUCGAGAGCUUCAAAGCGAAAGGUGACAAUUAAAGUUGAGCGAAAGACGAAAUACCAGAAAAUAGUUGGUUUUGGUGGUGCAUUCACCGGUGCAGUAUCCCAUAUUUUGGAAGGUUUACCUCAUGAAUUACAGGAUGCUGUAUAUCAAUCAUUAUAUUCAAAGAAAGGAAUUGGUUUUACUAUGAUGCGUAUGCCAAUUGGAGGGUGUGAUUUUGAUUUGGAACCUUGGGCAUAUAACGAAUUACCAGAAGAUGAUACGAAUUUGUCAAAUUUUACACAAUUACAUUAUCUAGAUGAAAAGAAGAUUAAACAAAUUGAACGAUUAAAAUCCGUUGCAAAUAUUCAAAAUAUAAAAAUUUUGGCAGCUGCCUGGAGUCCACCAAAAUGGAUGAAAACUAGAAAGUCAUGGAAUGGACUUAGUUUUCUUAAGAAGAAUUAUUAUCAAACGUGGGCUGAUUAUCAUCUCAAAUUUCUCGAACUAAUGGAAGCUAAAAAUAUGCCGAUUUGGGCCAUCACAACCGGCAACGAGCCAUUGAAUGGCGUUUUCGGUUGGGUUUUUGUACAUUUCAUGAGUCUUGGUUGGACACCAAGCAGUCAAGCUAAGUGGUUGGCAGAUAAUUUAGGACCAACUAUACGUAAUUCAAAAUUCAAAGAUGUCAAAAUAUUCAGCAAUGAUGAUCAAAGGUAUACGUUUCCGUUUUGGUUCAAGGCGAUGAAUGAAUCGAGAAAAGAAUCUAUAAACUAUUUGGAUGGAUUGGCUAUGCAUUGGUAUUGGGAUGAAUAUUUUGGGCCAAGUUUGAUUGAUGAAGCCCAUGAACUUAUGCCUGACAAACUGAUUUUUAAUACAGAAUCUUGUAUUGGUGACAAACCUCUGCAGACACAUGGACCUGAAUUGGGAUCUUGGGAGCGGGCCGAGAAGUAUGCACAUUCUUAUUUGGAAGAUUUGCAGCAUUCUUUUAAUGGAUACAUUGAUUGGAAUUUGAUUUUGAAUGAACAAGGUGGACCGAGUUAUGUUGAUAAUUUUGUGGAUUCACCUGUUAUUGUCAAUGUUACAAGUGGCCAGGAAAUAUACAAACAACCAAUUCACUAUGUGAUCGGUCAUUUUUCAAAAUUCAUUCCCGAAGGAUCAAUAAGGAUAGAGGCUGAACGUUCGAAUAUAAAUAUUGUGACUGCUGCAUUUGAACGUCCCGACGGAACCAUUAGCUGUGUCUUCUUCAAUAGUGCGCAAGUUGAAGUAGUGGUUACUCUGGCUGAUAGUAUCCGAGGCAACAUUGAGAUUACUAUUCCACCAAAAUCGUUACACACAAUUGAGUAUAAUUAAAACUUGUGAUGGAGGAGGAGUCUAGGUCUAAGAGUCUGUCGAAGGGACAGAGGAUCAAUGAGAUUAUGCUGUGCAUUAAAAUUGAAUUUAUUUUGAAGACUUGCAACAAAGUAACAUUGAUGGUAUUUUAUUUUAGACAAAAUAAUGUUAAUGGUUGGCUUUUGCUUUUCGUAUGUGAAAAGUGAACAAAUUUUAUGACCAGCUAAAUUAAAUUUAAUUGGAUUAUUAAAAUGCUUAUAUACACUGUGUGUAGUAAGUAUUCAAUUAAAUUCAAUUUGAUUUGCUAUCUUAUUUGUUGUGUUUUAAUAAAUAUUUGGAAAUUUGA
Molecule: messenger RNA, 2095 nt
Organism: Episyrphus balteatus (marmalade hoverfly)
Lineage: Eukaryota; Metazoa; Arthropoda; Insecta; Diptera; Syrphidae
Product: lysosomal acid glucosylceramidase
Exons: 11
Coding region: 103-1770 (555 amino acids)
Biological process (GO): glucosylceramide catabolic process
Molecular function (GO): glucosylceramidase activity
Source: RefSeq, a predicted model, not a curated record